Trichoderma citrinoviride is the source of this 2142-nucleotide messenger RNA. RefSeq lists its product as hypothetical. The transcript has 4 exons. NCBI's taxonomy places the organism in Eukaryota, Fungi, Ascomycota, Sordariomycetes, Hypocreales, Hypocreaceae. Bases 1 to 2142 code for a protein of 713 amino acids. Gene Ontology annotation, biological process: transmembrane transport. The record is from RefSeq and is a predicted model, not a curated record. Gene Ontology annotation, cellular component: membrane.
AUGGCGCAGGAUGACGGCGAUUCGCUCUCGACGAGCCAGAUCAAAGACUGGCGCUCCAUCAUCACGCUCAUUGUGUUUGUCCUCACAAAUAUCAACGUCCUGUGUCCGUUUCAUAUCCCCAUCUUCGUGCCCAGAAAACUCUGGGACCUCUUCUUGGAUACACUUGGAGCCCUGAGAAUCAUCCCCAAGCGACAGUUUCGUUCUCCUCCGCUGGUGCAGGAUGACGACAAUAACAACAACGGCAAGACCAAGCCCUGGGUGCGACUCAACUUCCCUAUGAACUUUGUCACUGCUCCCCUCAUCGCGGAUCUGUUUCUGCUGGCCAUUCGAGCUGUUGGUCGGCAGGAAGUCCAUGAUGGCACCAUUGGCGCCGAUAACAUUUCGCCAAUUGAUAUCAUGGCCUUCUUCCUCACGCUGGCCUACAUUGCCAUUUCCAUCGACGCGUCUGGUCUCAUUCGAUAUCUGGCGUUCAAGGUGCUACAAUGGGGAGGCAAGGUUGGGCAUCGGCUCUUCUUCUAUCUCUACGCCUUCUUCUUCGUCCUGGGUAGCUUCAUUGGAAACGAUCCCAUUAUCCUAUCAGGAACUGCCUUUCUGGCCUACAUGACGCGGGUAUCAAGCAACAUUGUACAUCCCAGAGCGUGGAUCCAUACCCAGUUCGCAAUCGCAAACGUUGCGUCUGCCAUCCUGGUGUCUUCCAACCCGACCAAUCUUGUGCUCGCGGGGGCCUUCAACAUCAAGUUCAUCCACUACACGGCCAACAUGAUUGUCCCUGUGGUCGCCACCGCUAUCGUGCUGUUUCCCUUUUUGCUCUACAUUGUCUUUGCCAACGAAGACCUGAUCCCUCAUUCUAUCGAAAUGCACGAACUUCCGGAUCACGUCAAGGGCAAGAAGCCCGUCAACCCUAAUAUUCCCCACGCGAGGGGUCAUACCGAUGCGGAUGAGGCAGACCUCGCCAACGAUGAGGAAGGAAAGUUGCUGUCGCUAGAAGAGAUCAUGAAUCCAUUCAUAGACAAAGGCGGAGCGGCAUUUGGUGCUGUCAUUAUGGCAGCCACUCUCAUCACUGUGCUGGCAAUUAACGCCGCAAGCACAAAAAGCGGCGCUCACCCCGUAUUUUGGGUCACUUUGCCGGCGGCUUUUGUCAUGUUCUGCUGGGACCUCGGCUUCGGAUGGUAUCACAGGAAAGAAACGCGCGAAAUUGCGAGAAAGGGCAGACUGGAGUUUGAAACUGCGCGUGCCGAGCGAAGCUUUCACCAGGCCGAUGAAACGAGGCGGUCAUCUGUUGCCAAGGUUGGGCUGCAAGAUGCUACGAAUCAUAGGCCCGAAUCUUCCUCUCCGAGACUCGAAUCAAAGGAAGCUCAAUCCCAAGAUCGGGACGACGAUACUGAGCUUGAUGAUACUGACGUUGGUUCGCUUGGGGAGAAGAGCGCACAGAACCAGGUUGUCACCGAAUCGCAACCUGGGGGACUUUUCGUGCCCUCUUCAGACGAAGACGUGGAGAGAAAACGGCAAUAUUCAUUGUCUUCUGUUCAAUCGCCUCGCGGACCAGCCACACUAUUGUCCCUAGGCCAGGAUGCGCUCAGGUGGUGCCAGGAGACAUUUCCAACGGCGGCGGCUGUUGCUCUUCAUUUACCAUUCGCACUCGUUCCGUUCGCCUUUUGUAUGUUCGUCCUUGUUCAGGGGCUGGUCACCAAGGGCUGGGUGCCGGUUUUUGCCUAUGGAUGGGACCACUGGGUAAACAAGACUGGAACGGUUGGCGCCAUAGGGGGCAUGGGCUUCCUUUCGGUUGUACUAUGCAAUUUUGCAGGAACAAACAUUGGCACCACGAUACUACUUUGCCGGAUCAUCCAGAAGUGGCAGGAGAUCCAUGAGCGGAACGGUGUCCCCAUCAGCGACCGAACGUUUUGGGCUACUGUGUACAGCAUGGCCAUUGGGGUCAACUACGGAGCAUUCAGUUCUGCGUUCAGCGCCUCGCUUGCAGGUCUGCUCUGGCGCGACAUCCUUGCGAGAAAGCAUAUCCGCGUCAGAAGUCUAGAUUUUGCCCGCGUGAAUCUUCCCAUCAUUUCCAUUGCCAUGAUUGUCGGUUGCACGGUCCUCGUGGGCGAGGUGUACAUUGUCCGAAAAGAAACGCCUUAUACGAUGUAA